Messenger RNA from Mycena citricolor, 1435 nucleotides. Lineage: Eukaryota; Fungi; Basidiomycota; Agaricomycetes; Agaricales; Mycenaceae. The record is from the annotation of a GenBank genome assembly.
GCGGAAGCCAAACAGGCUGCUGCUGCUGACGAAUCCCUCGACUCUCCCUCCUCCUCCUCCUCCUCCUCUUCCUCCCCCUCCAUCCCGUAGCGAGGAUGGCCGCUGCAGCACCCGCCGCCGUGACCAGAGCUGAAUCGUCGCUCGACGCGGACCCGACGGCGACGCGGGUCCCGUCCCUUGCGGGCCCCACCGAAAAGGCGGCGCCGCUGGGGGGCUCUGAUGAUCCGUAUCUGCACGACUACCCCGACGGCGGAGCGCGGGCGUGGUGGAUCGUGCUCGGGGGCGCGUGCACGACUUUCUCGACGUUCGGCUAUGUCAACGCGUGGGGGGUGUUCCAAGAAUACUACCAGGCAACGUUGCUGAGGGAUUCGUCUCCGUCGAACAUAGCCUGGAUAGGAUCGAUACAGUACUCCUUGGUGUUCGUUCCCUGUCUGCUCGUCGGGCACGUCUUUGACCGGGGGUACUUCCGGGCGCCCUUCCUCUGCGCGAGCGUCUUCCUCGUCAUCGCGACGUUCCUCGUGGGCGAAUGCACGCAAUACUGGCAAUUCCUCCUCUGCCAAGGAUUUGCGGUGGGGAUCAGCGCGGGGAUCAUCUGGGGCCCACUCACUGCGAUCAUAGGCCACUGGUUCAAGCGCAGGCGCGGGCUCGCGACGGGGUUCUUGGCUGCGGGGUCGUCGCUCGGCGGAACACUGUUCCCGAUUAUCUCGCGCAAUCUGAUCCCGCGAAUCGGAUUCCAGUGGGCCCUGCGUGUGAUCGGGUGCAUCCUGGUGUGCACGCUGGGGAUCGCGAAUCUGACGCUGCGACGGCGGCUUCCGCCGAAACACGUCUCGGGCGGCCUGCUGAAUCUCGCCGCAUUCAAGAGCGCGGCGUACACCGUCUACUGUCUCUCGGGCAUCGUCGCGUUCCUCGGGGUCUACACCGUGUCGACCUAUAUCGGCGUGAGCGCGACGUCCGCCGGCGUCUCGCCCGACUUUGCGUUCUACCUGCUCUCGAUUGUCAACGGCGCGUCGCUCGUCGGGCGCCUCGUCGCGGCGAUCAUGACCGACCGGCUCGGCGCCGUGAACGUCAUCAGCCCGAUGACCGCGCUCGCGGCGCUGAUGACCUAUGUCUGGCCCUUGGCCAGGUCCAAAGCUGGCUUUGUCGGCGUCGCCCUGGUCUACGGAUUCGCGUCUGGCGCGUAUGUGUCGUCGUUCAUCCUCCCGCUGUACCACAUGGGCGACAUCGCGGACGUGGGCCGCAGAUCGGGCAUGACCGUCACGCUCACGGCAGUCGGCGCCUUGGUCGGGCCGCCUAUUUCCGGGGCAAUUAAUACGGCGACGGGGGGCUACCAAGCCGUCGGGUACUACGCCGGCAGCACCAUCAUCUUGGCGAUCGUGCUCAUGUUGGUCGCGCGCCAUCUCGUCCUGGGGAGACUGCGCGGCAAGUUUUGAUGGUA